UCUCCUCAGCUUCUAAAUGAAAGUGGACUGGUAGAGAGUCACACUUAUGAAGUGGACGCAUGGUUGAUUCAGCUGCGAGAAAGUCAGACGCAUGAUGGACAAGCAGAUUCACUUCUGAGGUUUCUAGAUGAAGUAUUCUGUGCAGUGGCCGCUGAACCAUAUGAGUACACAGAAAUUGUAAUAGAAAUGCAGGCACAAGCAGCAGCAGCCGAGGCUAGUGUGGCACAGACUGGGGUCGAGUCAUCACAGUGGAACAUGUCUAACACAAGGUCUGUCAGAACUGUAGUACGCAAGGUUGUAUAAUUAUUGAAACAUCUUUCAUAUCUAUUUUCGUACGUAGAAAUCUUUCAGUUAAAGACCGUCUAUCCCGUAUUAGUAAAAUUUUACUAGUAUACGGUCGUAAAUUGGCUGACGUACUCACUAUCGGUUUGAUACUGAUACUGAGCGGUGAAAACUGGGUCAUUGACCAAUAAAUACUCUGUCCUUAUUUUUCUGUCCUUGCGAAAGAAUAAUGGUAGAGCUUAAAUGAAACGAUUAGAAGGCGAACUCGAGAUUUCUUUCAGCGGUUAGUGGACGAGUUACAAAGCCAGCAGUUAAGACGCCUUAGACCUUCAAAAUGUUGGUAUGCGCAAUUGUACAACACUUCUGACUCCUGUAACUCCCAAUCAAAACACCCAUGGAUAAAAUCAAUAUCUUACUUACUUUGUUCGAAAUUCUUUUACCUUAAGGUAUUUCUUCUGUUUCAGACUCCCCGUCAGUCUAUUGCUCAUUGGAGCGUUAAAACGUUAUUCUGAACUUCUCUGUAAAGUGAACAAGCAUGGUGACCAGUCAGCUGCGAGUAAUAUAGGUGGGUACUUUACGUCACAGUGUUGUUUUAGGAAAACAUACCCAAGUACUGAGAAACCUCUAUAAUACAGUCUUGCUAGGUCAAGUGUACCCGUAUAGAUUCUAUAAAUAGAUUCAAUCAUUUGUUGAAAAUGGUAUGGGCAUAGUGGUGAGAACAGUCCCCUCCCACCAAUGUGAUCUGGGUUGAAAUCCCGACGUCGACGCCAUAUGUGGGCUGAGUUUGUUGUUAGUUCUCUCCCUUGCUUCGAGAGGUUUUUCUGCGGAUACUUUGGGUACUCUCCUCAAAACCAACACUCCCAAAUUCCAAUUCGAUCACGGACGCCUUUUAACGAUUUCUCAAGAACCCUUUAAGUGCUUCACGGGUUAACAAAUUACAAAUUACAGUUUACAAUUAAUGGAAUCCGUUAGUCGUUGUCAAUAUCACAUUCAUUUCUUCAUUCUUGCAUACGUAAUGAGCAGUGAAUUUACACGCGUGAUGAAAAACAUUUCUGCUAGCUUAACUUUGUUUUUGAGUUCAAUCUGUAUUUUCAUAGGAAUUUUCAUCCAUUUAAAAUGUGAAAGAUUUUUCAGUCUGUUCCAGUACAAAGAAGUUGUAGACUUACAUUGCUACUCAUUAGAGCGGUUUUCACUUGACUGUCGUAAAACCAAAACCAAAGUAAAUACACUAGCCAACCAAAGGGCGUAGUAAAACCAAAACCAAAACCAAAACCAAUCCCUUCGACAGUCAAGUGAAAACCGCUCUAUGCAUGCAGGAAUACAGAUUUGAAUUUAAUACCAGUGGCGGUAAUUACCAUUGCACUGUGGAUUCACGGCUUUUAAAAUAAUCAGUUCGUUCGUAGAAUUGAGGGGUACGCUUACCCUUGCUUAUCAGUAAGCGGGAAAGAUGAAUGUCGUUGGUUAGAUCCUAGUAUAGGAAAAAGAGAGAAAGAACGCGCUAUGCUACCAUUGCUAUUGGCACUACAUUUUGCUUGAUUUAUUGUAGGUGUUAUUUAUCUCUUACAAACUUUACUUAUAUUUGUUAAAAUACGUUUUUGAAAAUGUGUGAUAUUACUGUGCGUGGUUUGACACUUUUUAACGUGGGCUUAAAUAUCAAGAGGACAUGUACAAUACUUACAGAAAGUCACAGUCUGCUACCAGUCCCCAAGGACUACCAGGAGGGAGAGCAUUUUAAGAACCAGCGAACCAGUUCCUUCUCUUUUUGUUCCAUUCCUCAAGUCUCGUUGUGACAGCUUGCUUUGUACGUCAGUUGAGAAAGGACUAGCUUGUAUCUAGUUGUUAAGCAUUCUUUAUCUUAGAAUCUUUAUACUUCCUAGGAGGCAUUGCACGAUACAUGAAUUGUUUGGUCUUCGAGAUGAUCCACAUUUCUUCAAAUCCAGAAAUUCUUUGUUUCGCCGUUUGCCAUUACUAUACUGAAAUGGUAGUGGCGGACCAUUUGAAUGUCAUAAGAAGUCUGCAUGUAGCCUUACUGCAGUAUGUAAGCAACUGGCUUCCUAGUGCGGUUCAGAUACAGGACAGCAUUGGAUAUGCCCCAGAAAAUCUACAGAAGGUGCAACGUUUUUUGAACAAUCCCGCUGUAAACAGCGAGCAAGGUAAUGUUAAGGUGACUCGAACCAGUUUUUUGGGGGGGGUACCAUGCUACUUUGAGGCUCUCUGGUAUCCCCAAUUUUAUAUUGUUAUAUUGUAGAUUGAUCUAUAUGUUAUCCAUUCUAUGUGUUUGACUUACGAUAAAAGUAAAGGUGGGGAUACCAGAGAGCUUCAAAGUAGGAUGGUGCCCCCCCCCCAAAAAAACUGGGUCGAGUCACCUUAAGAAAGCUACAAAGUAUCGUAUAUGUACGUCAUAAAAAACAUGCCACGCGUUUUGCAAUAUGGCUCCUUCAGCUCUGGUGAAAAAAUAAAUGUAAUUUAAACUCUAUUUUAGGUGCUAGGGAAGUUUUGUACUUAGAAUUUCUGCUUAGUUUUACCGACAUGAGAUCUUACUGUUCACCAUGAACAGUCUAAGCACCUUAAUGACAUGGUGACUCCAGGAGACUUCGUUCGUUUGAAGAAAAACAUGGCGACAGUGCCAAACUUUCCGUCCAUUUCAACUUCCCCCUAACUGUACGUUGGAUGGAAUGACGUCAUGCACAAUCCAAAACGGCGACUCACAAUGGCAAUUUUGUAAGGAUCAGAUAGAAAAUAGUCAAUAGUUACUUAAGACGCUGUUAUCUUUUGUUGUUGUUGUUGUUAAUCGAAACAUAGUUUCUUUCCCUGAGUGACCUGCUGAGUUAUGUUGUCUCAACGAUCAAAUUUUUCAGUAUUUGCCCUUCGGCUUACGUGUGUGUCCGAGGUGUUUCAAUAUGCCAGCAGAUGAGAUGAGCUGGCAUGCAGUAGCCUCGAAAAUUAAAAACGAGACGUAUGAGUCCUUACUGUGGAAAUAACAACAGCAAAGAGCGAUUCGUCUCUGACAUUAUAGCGCAUUUUAUCCCCUUGGGAUAAGUUCUGUCCUCGAGUGUUCAAACGUCGAAUAGCGCUAUCCGCGGGAUAAAUCACCAUCCAACGGGAUAAGUAUUAGGGAAACCUAUUGCAUUAUCUUCUGGAUAGUGAUUUAUCCACUGGAUAGCGUUAUCCACCUUUUGAACAACUGGGGCCUGUUUUUUGGAGAUCAUGAUUUUUUUGGAGAGAUGGGUGAAAGAAUGAAAGCAUUUUUGUUGUUGUUUUGUUUUUUCGUAGAGAAAAGAGCAUCGACUAGAGAAUUGUACUAUCUCCUGGAGGCAAUGGAUGAUGCGCAGUUCAGAACAGUUAUUGUCGACUGCGUUGAAUUUUGCAAGCAUCAACUCAGUGCAGAUUUCUCACCACUUGCUCAAGUUUUGCAAGUCAAGAAUUACAAAAUCACAGGUGAUUACGCAUGAUUUACACUGCGACCAGAAAACCCGUGAACACUUGAAAUAUCUCAGGAAUGUUUAUUGUGUUAUGACCAAUCACAACAAAGACCAGGACACAUGAACUGGCCACAAUACCACAAACUAAUUAACGAGCUUGCUUGUGGUUUAGUUUUCUCUCGCCUGAUUGCCUUUUCUCUUGGAACACAAUAACAUUCCAGGAAUAUUUCUGGUGUUCAUGGUUUUCCGGUUUAGUUGUAAGUCUAAAUCUUUAGUUUUUCCUACCUAGGCAUUAGUCACAGCCAUAGUUUAAAGUUGCCUGUACUGCAUGAUUCCAUUGCUUACCUAAAAUAUCGAUUGUCGUAGUCACAACCAGGAACGGAAAAAAGAAGCCAAUCGCAAUACUCCAUUUAUGUCUUGCCGUUCCUGGAGGGUCGCCGACGUUGUAGCUUUCGAUCGAUUAUAGACAACGGCGUUUAAAGCGAAGAAAAGAAACAUUGAGGCGGUUAUAAGUUAAUUUGUUUAAAAGAAGUGCUAAAUGGAGAUCGGUCGCUCUUUAGAGGUUUGUCAUAAAUUAGGGAGCUGGAGCAAAGACGUUUUUGAGUAACGCACUUUAACCGGAAGUGGACUUUUGGCAUUCUUGUACAGUGAUUUUGCUCCAAUUUUUGGGUAAAUCGUCUCUAUAAUAGUAAAGAAACUUAGCAAUACAAAUUUGUUAGCGUCAAGGCAUGUUAAAAGGGAAAAGGCCUCACUUCCGGUUGACAUGCGUCGCUCAAAAACGUCUUUGCUUAAGCUUCCCCACUUUAGCAGAAACGUUACUGUAUUUUGAAACAAACUCGCGACGGGGGUACCGUUACCGAUCCACAGUCAGUCAUUACCUUCCAGGUCGGACUUAAAUAAGUGGCUGCAUAAUCGAGGUUCAACUGUACUAGCUGAUUACUAUAAGUAAAUGACUCUUGACCGAUAGAUGGUCAAUAAUUAUAAUUUUAAUUUGACAAGAAGUUCUUUAGGCGUGACAUUUACUUUUCUUUCUUUUAUCACCCAGGCGGUGCAACUACAGAGAGCUUGGCUCCUUUGCUCCGAGUCCUUCCAUUCAGUUCCCUUCUGUGGCAAGUACUAAGUGGAACAGCUCGCAAUGAGAUAACACUUUCUGAUAAGCUUCCCUCGAACACCUCUUGCAUAGUCAAUGACAGUUCAAGUCUCCUUUACGACUCUUGGUUCCAGAAUCUCUUGAUGGCUUCUUUGAAGAAAGAGCCGAUGUCAAAAACCAUUCCUCUUUGUCGGUAUCUCCUCCUACAUUUACACUCCUUGAAAUCAAAACUGUUAACUGUUACCGUUUCAGUCAGGCAAGACAAUCUCCAAGCUGCAAUGUUGUUGUGUUUUGAACUGCUUCAGUCUCUGAUACAAAGAUUGGUAGAAAUCCGAGAGAAUUCACACAAAACAGAUGCAAAUGCGCUUGACGCAAAUACUGAUGAUUUUGCUCGUAGUUCAGAUAUAAAGCAUACUGUCUCUGAAACGGAUGAUAAUGGUUUAAGUGACAUGGAAUACAUGAUCUGCACUGUUUUUCACCAUCCUGUAAUCCUAAGCUGCUUCCUUUGGUACCCAGAGCAGUCACUGCCACGCACCUCUCUUCAGGAUGUUGCUGUUCAGCUUACAUAUCAUGUAUCCAACCUGCUUCUUGCUCUGCUCCCAAGUCUAACCCGGCAGCAGAAGAGUAUCUUGAUGGCUCCUUUUGUUAAGAAGUUAAUCAGUGCUGGAAUGUCCGAAAUUCAAUCUGCAGAAGAUGGAAAUGGUAAUAAAUAGUAAAUACGCGUACUUUGAAUCGGUAGCUUUAUGCAGCGUAGCUAUUUCAGCUGAUUAGUAUUGCUGGAGGAAUGGUUCUUGCACAGCCUCGCUAUUGUUCAAGCUUAAGAGCAUUUUAUGGGGUUUCCAUAGAGUGGUUCUGGUGGGUCAUUUGCACAAUGAUGUCAUUUGACUACAGCUACUAGAAUCCUUCAUUUUUUUUAUGUGCAGAUCAAGGCUAUUGUUUUAAAACCUCAGUGGGAUUUACAAAUUUGAAUAAGAAAGCAAAACCGAAUUCUGGUAGUUGUAGUUAACUGACGUCAUCGUCAAAAUGGCCGGCUAUUGUAGUAAUAUUGUAAUUGUAUUACUAAGCUUAGUGAUUGGCUGAAACAUAUCACGCGCCACUUCCUCCAACAAUCAGUAGAAACUCAAAACUAUUCUUGACUUACUUGACGUCAUUUUUCCGCGCUUGGUAUUGUCUGCUAUUGUUUCAAUAUCACACCUAGACUGGACACCGAUUUGACUUGACUACGUAUGAAAUCAAAGCUAUGUAGUUGUUGUUGUUUAAAAAAAAAUCACGGGGAACUAAUGUGCAUUUAUUCCGUUACAGAGACGCCAUACUCACAGACAUUCUAUCUCCUUGGACUCUUCCAUAGCUAUUGCGACAAAGAAGAGCGAGUGAAGUUGAUAUCCAGUUUAUGUAAGCUGCCUCCCAGCUUUUUGUUGGCAAUAGAUUCAUCAACCAAGGAGAGGACGCCAACUGCAUUUCUUCUCACUCUUCUGAAAUUCUUAGAAGGAACAUCACCAUACGAAGACAGAUAUUCUCAUCCGUCAUUCACUUUCUGCAAAGAUGUAAUAUUAGAGAGAGAAGAACCGCUUUCAGUGUCGCAUUUCAUGCAGCUUGUCAAGAUUUCAAAGGAUGUAAACUGCUCUCAAUUAGACUCUAUUGUUUUGAAGCUCUUGCAGGCGUCUUUGGCGUAUGUGCAAGCUUCAACAGCGACUGUCUUAAAUUCUUGUCUUCUUCACCCAACAGAAGUUAAAGUUUCAAUCGCUUCAUAUUUGGUCACACAUUCUCCUGCCUUGAGGUCGCAUUUUGAACUUUGUUGCUUGAGCAGAUCAAAUUCUAGGAAGAAAGUAAAAGGGAGUAACAGUAGUUCAGUAGUUUCUAUAGAAUUCAAGGAUCAUUUGAGAGAAUUCGUUCCGCUAGUUUCAUCCUACCUUUUGUCCGUCCGUGGAGUGACUGGUGAGGGUAAGUUCACUCUAUGUCCGUUGAGCAACUGACAAUUUGCCACUUUAGGUACGAGAACUGAGGAACCAGGGCCGAGUUGACUUUCGCAAAGACUUUUGGGAUUGUGACGAGGGACUGGGUCAGUAUUAGAUCCCAUCGGCCUAAACGCCUUGGGCACCUUAUGAAGUUUACACAACGUAAUAUUCUUUAUUGCUUCUGCACUGCACGUAAAUGAAAUUUCCAAGUUUCUUGACAUUUCUGCUCCGGAAAUGUUCAUGAAAGUGUAAGUCUCUUCAAUUUUUAAGGGGCAAAAAAUCAGAAGAGCAAGAGUAAGAAUCAAACCCGGAGCGUAGUGUCUGCAGUCCAUCACCUACACCACUACGCCACUGAGAAUUUGCUGGCGAGCGUUGGUUUGAUUUGAAGCUAUAUAGCAACGACCUUAACCCUAAAUAGAAGCUAACCGUUUCGAGUCAGUGCUUAAUCCUAAUCACUAUUUUCAUUGCUUAACCCAAUCAAUAUUUUCAGGGCUUUACCCUAAUCAGUAUUGUUGCUUAACCCUAAUCACUAUAGUCAGCGGUCGAAACCAAAGCGUCAAGGAAUAGUAGGUUGUGUAAACUUCGUAAGGUGUCCAAGGGGGUUUUGGCUGAUAGGAUCUAAUACUAACCAAAGAAUAAUUUGGCUUCUAGCUUACCGGGGUGUCCCCUGUAACGAUCCCAAAGACAAUAGCCGGACGCUUUUCGGCUCCAGGGCCCUACUCCCCUCUAAACUUUCAAACUGACUACAUAGCAAUACAAACGCUAAUUUUCUUUGUUACUGAAUUUACCACAGUGAACAUAUGCAAUGAAAUUUUUUUUUUGACAGCAAUACUCCGUUGCUUCAUGUCGUCUUGGUGUCGGCCAUUACGAUGGAAAGAUUUCCGUACAACCCCACAAAUUUAUUGUGUAUGCAGCAAUCUCAUAAUUUCACACAAAUAGUAAAUAAGAAUAAAGUAUAAACAUGUAUGCAUGUAUGGAGCUGAGCGGAAAUCAUAUCAUAAAGUGUUGCACGUUUUUAAUAUCAUAUCAUGAAGUGUUUCACGUAUUUGAUGGCAGUUUUCAGCAAAAUAGUAAGGUUCAGUUCCAGAGUUCUAGUAAGGCAGGUUCCAACUUUAAUGUCAAGAUUCGCUUUAACUAGACAGUUUUGUAUGACACUACUUUACAGUUAAAACUCCAAGACACGGCAAACGUUAACUUGUUUGUUAGCAUGUAUUUGCUUAUUUUACACAGUCUUUUUUUCAUUUUUACAUCUUGUCAGGUAAAACCAGAACACGAGCCGUGAUCUCACACCUGGUUGAAGCGUACUGGGAUCCACUAUGGGGCUGGCUCGUUAAUAACAGAGAGGGAAUUUUCAAAGCCUCAGAGGUUAGAGAUUUUCUAGAAAAACAGAACAUCAGAACGUUAAAUAAAGACUUAAGAUGCAACCAAAUGCAAGCGUACUCACUCAAUGUCAUUGCUAAAAAAAAGUCUCCAAACCCUCGCCUUAACAUUUUCAAAUUUACGUCAAAAUUCAUUGAAGAAAAUUCCAAAUUCCCUAACAGUAACUUCAUCACCAAUUUUUCUGUUUUUGUUCUCCUUUUUCAUUUUGCCGUUCCCCUGCUCGUUCUUCGUUCCCCGUUUUAUGAAUUUUUAAAUUAUAUGUCUUCUGCUUUGGUAAAGCAUUCAUAUUUAAGGAUUACGCGCCAAUCUUGUCACUGUGAGUUGGUUUUGAAAAGUACACUUACUCUUAAGGUAUUGCAAUAGUAGUUAAAUACUUCAGCUAGUGUUCUUGUUGAUGUUACAGGAACCAUGUGUGGAGUUGAUUAUCACUCUUGUUCACAGCAUGGAAAAAAGAGGUUAGGUCUGCUACGUAACUGAUAGAGCCACCUUAAAAUCAAAAGGUCGAUUAAAGGAAUACAGAAUUGUGCUCUUUAAUAACUGACAUGGCGAGCAGGGUCAGUUGAUUUUGAGGGAGCUUCUGGGCCUUCAUAACUCACUGUUAACGGCAAUCAGACGAGAUUCUCAAAGAAGCUCUGGUAACCAGCGAAAAGCACCGUCGCGCCAGCUGCUUAGAAUCAAUAAUGUUUACGUGGUAUUUGUUUCACAAUACUUUUGGUUGAUAAACCAAACGUAUUAUGCAUUUAAAAAUCAGGCAAAUAGGUACGUAAAGGUGCCGUUAUCGUGAAUAAACUUCUUUCGCUGUCAACCCUGAAUCAAAAUGAUGUAAAAUGCACUUUUCAGGGCCCCCAAGAUUAUCCUGUGACCCCCCUCCCCCCCCCCACCCACACGCCUCCCCUCAACAGGCUACCCCAUGAUUGGAAUUUUCCCGGGGCAGGGGGAUGACCCCUUCCCUUCCCGUGUAUCUCUUAAGGAGUUUGUUGUUCCAAUCACUCUUCUUUCUUUCUUUUUUUUUUUUUAACUUUUAUUACAGCUGACAUUCUUAGGAUGAGGUUUAAUGACCUGUUGACGAAAGCUUCCCUAUGGGACAGGUACGUAGUCUAUCUGGUCAUCUGAUUAGCUGUUUCCUAUGUGAUUUUAAUGCAGUUUAUUUUUUCCCCUGAAUUUCACUUCUGUUUUGCAGUUACCAGUUAAGAAUUUGUUACCAACUUUUUAUGUGCCUUUGUCGUGACUGCCCUACCAAUGAGGAGACCGCUGAUUUUAAAAGCAAGUACUGCUUUGCCUGUAUGGAAUAUUUAUCCGGCUCUUUCAAUGGAAAAGGUAAAUGUUUGUCUCGCCUUUUUACAGCCAACUUACGCUUGUAAGUUGGUUUUCAUGUCAGGGAAAGGAAUCCCAAAGUGGCCUCGUAUUCUUGUUCUGAGAGAGAAUGCGUAACGUGUGACACUUCCUCAAGUAUUUUUAAAAUCAUAUUAGGGCUUGACUGUACACAUUUCCGCCCAUACUAUGAUCGUUGCUAAUGGAACCGCAAUCAAAACUGAUUGUUUGUUUGAAGUGCCUACGUCUUCUGUCACUAGUGAAAGUGUUUACCCUGAUUUUGCUGCAGUGUUUAGAAUUCUUCUGGUUCAAGACUUACCACAGCAACUGACCAGCACUUUUUUCAUAUUUGUAGGUAGCACAAAGGAUACUGAAAAUGCAUUUGACGAUGCUUUGGUUCAUUUGGAAUCUAUUUGUAAGGUACUUGACACUGACUUAUAUUAGGAUCACCAUGAGUUGCACGCUAGUUUGUUAUGAUAAUAGCUAAAGUUCAGGAUGGGAAAGGAAAAGAAGCACAGUAGCGAAUGGGAGUCCAGCAUUGUUUCAACAUAAACAUGUUUCUUCUAAAUUUAUCUGUGUAAAAAAGUCAGCGUAUUAUUGAUUAAUGAUUCGCGAUCGUUCUUAUUAACACUGUAUGUGCCUCUAUUUAUGUAGAAUUCAGAUGCAUAUAUGGUCGGUGAUAAGAGUUGUUAUUCAGUGUGGAACAGCUUUGUAACGAACUGUUUGAGGUAUUUAUCCAUUUAUUUCUGUUACAAUGUAGCCAAUCCAAGAAUGUUCAGCUCAACGCUCUUUCCGAUUAAUGUAGAAUUUAAGGUAGUAUAAGUGCUUUUCAGUGAACAAUCUUACACGUCUUUGGUUUGCAUUUACAUGAGCAUUGUUAAUUGGGCACUUACCAUCAUGCGGAAUUAUUGUUUGUUUCAUAACAAAGGGGCUUCCAACUUUCCUCACUUGCAGCCAAUGGCUGAAUUGCGGAGGAACCAGAGAGGUGAGAUCGGACGUCAGAUUUUAAAGGCGCGCUAUGCUGCCUCAUCACUCCAUGUGUGAUCUCACCUCACCCACCCAGAUCAAUGACGGCACACGUCAGAUAGACCAUGACACCGGGGCGUACGUCUCCUACUCUUUUCGAACAAUGUCACGGGUUCUUUUCCGACUGAUGUAAAGGAUGGAGGAGACAAGGCCAACGGCGUAACGUCACCGCCAAAUGACGCGAUAAUCUGUACUAAGAAAGGGGUUUUUAGUAACAGCUAGCAUGAUCUCACCGCAUUUUAAGAACCUUGGAUAAUAGUCCCGCUGGAGUGUGAACUGAGGACCUCCCGCGCUGCAGACCGACACGCUCUCAACCUACCUGGCCGGGCUGCGGUAUGGUUGCUAUUGGUUGGUGCUUUUCUUUCCUCGCUCAAGGUUGCUGGCCUUCCAACCUGGCCUUUCGUCCUGGGAGCUGUAUUCUCAGUGGUCCAGACCAUCAUGUACCUACCGGCUGCUUUGUGAUCUGAUGGUGGGUAACCUGUUCCAAGCGUCUAGAUGGUGGGGACGGCGCAAAGAGAUGUCUGUCUGCUCAGCAUUUUGCGUUGCUCUCACCCUUAUGAUCCCCAGGAACAGGGUAGAUGGUGGGCGCAUAUGCUCCUGAAAUCUCUAUUCCUUUGUCCCUGUUGAUAACAGAGGAAAGAAGACGACAAAUAUUUGUGUGACAAGUGUGACUGUAAUUAUGUCCUUCCAUCAAACUUCACCUUCCUUUAAACAGAUCUUUUUGUAAAAGACCAGGAAAGAGUAAUUUUAAGUGAAGAUCACGACAAACCAUGCAAGUAAUCGCCCGUCACGUUUGUCACACUCAACCGUUUUUCCUUCUUGUUGCGUAAGCUCUCUAUUGUCUCGGGAAGGUCUCCUAUCAUCACAGUGGACAUUAAAACAAAGUUAAAACAUCGGCCACUACAAGAGCUAGCCUUUUUUGCGCGUCACGAAGAGUACGGUACGUGACAAGCUGUGUUCUGCCUUGUAGCAAUACAUUUGAACCAUUUCUGAUGUGAUUUGUUUCUUCCACAGGUAUAAAUUUGAAAGCGCCAAAGUUCUUACAACUUUGAGAUGUCUUAUUAAAGCAAUGUACAGGAAAGCACCGGGCGAAAAGAAACAGUCUGACACUCUCCUGCCCCUGGACACUUUGUACGAAAUGCUGAUAAGCCAUUCUCAAUUCUUGGACGUGAUUCUAAGUGACGGGCUAUCAGGAAACAAGGACGCAAAAGGUGUGUUCGCAUCUAACAGUAUUAAUAUGUUAUAGUAUCACUGUAAUAAUCGCUGCCGGUUACCGGCCAAGAAAGAUUUUCUGGCCAAGCAGAAAAAGAAAUUCAAAUGUGUCAGGGACUGGUUCAUUUAAAGUAAGUGACCAGGGGCUGUGUUAUAACUUGCAUUCUCUACAGAUUGCCUCCGAUCUCUAACAGUUGGUAUUACAAAAAAUCCUUAUGUGAUUGUCUGUCGUUUUCAUACGUUUUAAUUCUGUUUUUCUCCUUUGUUUUGGUAGUUACUUUGGCUACGUUGCACAAUAAAGGUUGGUUUUCACUAGCGUCGGAGUCGGAGUCGUAAGCGAAGUCGUAAGAGCGCUUAUGACCUAAUUAAGAUUAAAAAUCUGAGUCGUAAGCGAAGUCAUAAGGCCGACGGAAUCAGAGUCAGAAGAAUCAAAACGUUUCCUUUCUUCCGACUCCUUUUACGACUCCUUCGCUUACGUUCCACUUAUGAUCUAGUGAAAACCAGAUUGUCGAAGUCGGAAGCAGAAGCAGAAGGAUAAAUCAAUCACAAUGCACCUUCCCCCGCAUUUUGAUUGGUUUAGUUCUUCCCUUUGUGCUUCCGACUCCGACAAUCUGGUUUUCACUAGAUCAUAAGCGGAACGUAAGCGACGGAGUCGUAAGCGGAAUCGGAACGCUGUUUUCAGUAGAUAAUAAGCUAUACGCAUCUAGGCACGACUCCGACUGCGUCGCUAGUGAAAAGCAGCCUAAAAGAUCUUUAAACCUUCCUGAUUUUAAGAGUAAGAGGGCAUCAUCAAUUUUCAAGGUUGAAUUGUGUUUUGUAUUCUUACAGAAUCCCUCACGGAGCUGAUGGUUACUAUAGUAGUUUUAAGUCCUAGCUGUUGUAAGUCGUCACACUUGCCUGUGCUUUUUGCAGCUUACUCAGCCUCAUUAUCUAUCACAGGUAAGGCAACGUUUUCUACACAUGUUCGUUCUUGACAGUCAGCAUACCUAGCCAAUUUUAUUAACCAGUCAGAUCUAGAGGCAACUGAGUUUUAGUCGACACAUAGGGAAGGAAACAGCAAGCAGACAAUUCACGUUUGAUUUUGGUUCAAACAAUGGAGAGGUAUUUUCAAGCCAAUCGCAUCAUCUUCAUCAUAAUCUUCAUCAUCAUCAUCAUCAUCAUCAUCGUCAUCAACAUCAUUAACAUCAUCGUCAUCAACAUCAUCGUCAUCAUUAUCAUCAUAAUCAUCACCAUCAUCAGCCGACCACACUGCAGUUCGCGUCGAGUUUCCUUAAUCCUUCCUGCCUUGUGUCCUACUCCUAUUCUCUUCUGCCAGUGGUGGGUAGACCUCUCUGAUCACGUGGGCAAUGAAUUUACGGACCAUCAGCUUUACUUGACAGAUUUUGCGGUUUCCAUUCAUAGGCUGGAAAUGUGCUUUUUUAUUUACCAGCUCUAUCUCGGGUGUCCUGAAAAUGUGUCCUAAAUUGUAAGCUGUCGUUCCUGCGAAUUUGCUUUCACACUUCACUAAAACCGGUUUAACAUUGGGCCAGUUUGUCCCACUUAAUUGGUCUUUAAGGUUAACGCAUUUUUAGUUUCCCUCGUGACCUCGUUAUUUGUGCGAUAAGCUUCUGAAGUUAAUGCAUUUGUUUCUAGAUCAGUGCAUUCUGUACUUGAUGAGUCUUUACGAGAAGAACCACGCAUCAUUUAAAGACUACAGGUAUUUUUAAAGAUUCUAAAGAUAUAGUUGAAUCUUUUCUCACGCACACGUCGCUAUUAUGGAUGGCUUGAGAAAACAGCCGACAUAUCGCGACACCACCACUGAUUUCUCCGCGAAAUAACGUCUGAGAAACGAGUACAGAAAUUCCAUACUGAUGACGCGUUACUACCCAGAUUCUGAUUGGCUAAAACUUUUAUUUAACCGUGCUCCCAUAUUAUGGAGUAAACGAAUCGACGAAGGCCACGCCUAUCCUUGAAGUUACUCCUCAAACUUCAAAAGAGAACUUUCUGCUAGUAGUACAAAGUAGUAGGAGACAGUUAAAACCCUUCUACGGGGUUCUAAGAGAUUUACAAAAGGCUACUAAGUAUCAUGCACGAAGAGCCAAGGAUAAUUAAUCAAAUAAAUAUAAUUAUAAAAUAACUAAGAUAGUACUCGCGCUCUGAUUGGCCGAGCGGAGUGUUUACAUGAGAGUAUGUAAACAUGGUUGUGGCGUUAAGUUGUUUGGCUUUUCGCGCGCUAACACGCAAGCACGAUUUGAAAAAGUUUUCGAGUUCAAACCUCGACAAGUUUACUUUAUUUACCCAUUCCUUCGUCGGCUGAAACAUGGAAAAUCUUUACAAAGAAGGUGAAUCAAUUUUUCUCCGCUUAAGCUGACAUUUUAAGCGAGAAAAAUCCGUAUUUUGCAAAGCAUCUUUUUGUAACCCCUCUAGUGUUUAUAUCAGGCUAUGCAAACACGCAAAACGUUUUCUAUUGCUUAAAUGUUGUUACUGUAAUACCGAAUGUGAAUGAACUUCAUUCGGCAUAUGAAUUGUUAAGACAUUUCAGCCAAAGGUGGUAUAUAUCGGAAAGCAAAGCAAUCUUGAUCUCUUCCCCCUCGACUGUUUUUUUCUCACUGGCAGCUUGAUUAGCGCCACAACAGUGUUUGGAGGUGGGGGUUGGGGACGCUGGGGAGGGAAAGCUUGCUUUUCCCUUUUUGAAGUAAGUAUUGUCGCCAAUAUUUUAGACUCGUCGUUGAGGAUAAAGUGUUUUUAGUAGUGUUCUCGUCUAUUGUUAGGAUUCGACUCUGAUUCUUGACACAUAUAUCAACGACUCUUAGGGUCUUUAUGACCCGUGUACUGCUCUGUAAACAUGUCACCUUGGAACAGUUCCGGUUAUUUUCUCGUCUUAUUACAGACCAUUCCUUUGGGGCCCCGCUGCUGCUAGCCAUCAUCAGGUUUCGAGAAGCCUGGGUCCUUCACUAUGGCAACAGCCAAGCGUUACUGAGGUCCUGGAACUGCUGGAUGCCAAGAAAAUGAGUCAGUCAACAGUUUUGUUUCCUCAGACCAGGCUAUUGCAGGUUUGUGUAAGACUUAAUCAUUUACUUUUUCUAUUUGAGCUUGCAGAAGGUUCAUUUUUGUCAGUCUUGUAUUUUUACGCGAAAGUGUGAAGUGGAUUGAGUGGCAAGCUAGGAAGGCAAGAGAUGCCACAAUGAUUACUUAUGUUGUAACAGGCAAGAACUAUAGCGGGAGGUAAAGAGGUUUCUAUUUGGUAAAAAAUAUAUUCGCUUAGAGGACAAUAACACUGUUUCCAAGAUGCGGGGGAGUGCCCGCAGCUUGAUCCCGGGAAGAGUAAAGGACAAGCUAAAUCUUCAACCUGCGAUCAUGCGUUCUUUUUCUCGGGGGAGCGCAAAAGAAAAAGGGAGGUAGGACCGCCUGAUCGCAGGUUAGCUCAAUCUUAACAUCCUCUAAAAAUAACACAAAAUUGCUGAAAUUGCGACCAACAAGUUCAAAUCUUGCAUUCUAAUCAAGUUGCUUUAUGUUUGUUUGUUUAUAUGUUGUGUUUUUCAGCCACAAGUCCACCGUGAGGUAUCGCAGGAGAAACCCCAAGAUGUUUAUGACCCUUGUUUCCUUCUUCCGUUAUUCAGUUGUAUUGUGGCUCCAAGUAAGCAGUUAACCGUAUUUUGGUUUUUUGAUUUAUAAUUCAGUAUGAUAUGGAUUUUGAUCCAUACUUGAAACAAAAGUUUACCUGACAAAUUUCCUGUUUUGUUUUUUUAGUGCGAUUCAAUAGGUGUGAAACUUUACUCUGCAAGAUUUUUAUGUCACGUGAAAAAGUGGCAUUUUUAUAAGGGGAAUCUCUUUAUCAUUUCUUGUGUGGUACUGUUUGUUUUCAGUCUUAGAUAAAUCAGCGGUUCUAAAACAAAAUAGCGUACGUUGACAAAAUUGUUCUGCCUCAUAGAUUACCAAGUGGACUGUCGAAAGUUCGUGGAACAAGGUUGCUUGAGCUUCACCGUGGCGUCUUUGUCAUCACGUGAUACACACGUGCGCCAAGCGGGAUAUCACGUGCUCAGCAGGUUUAUGACGCAUCUUGAAGGUUCAAGGUUCAAGGAGAGAAAACAGGUCAGUUAUUAGCUCCCGAGAAUCAGUCCUGAUACUUUCCCACUAAGCCUGUAGCCAGUUGCGUAGUUCUUAGGUCACUUUCCAUUUGUAAGAACUGGCCGGCUGGACCAUUGCCGCACCAGUCAGUUAGCGAAUGAAAUAGGCUUUUUCCAAAGGGAUUUUGCUGAAAAACCAUCCUCUUCGUGCAUACUAUUUAGGAUUUGACUGAUCUGGCUGGAUAGUUUUGAUUAAAAGUGAAAUGACGGGAAUGGUCUAGCCGGUCAGUUCUGACAAAUAGAAAGCGCCCUUAAAUGUCAGACGUAACAGCUACACCCUCGGACAAAAGCUGUUGAAAUACAUCGCAAACAUGCGUAUUAUUUGUGUCAUCCUGGCAACAAUGGAAACCGUCGUCAAGUGAAUGCCCAUUUACCCUCUUAUCCAAUGUUUAGGAUAACACGAGAAUUAUAGACGUUGGUUUUCAGACCAAAACAACUUUGAAUAGGGGAUGGGGAGGGACCUUUCUUUUUCUGUUUAGAGGAGAUGGUAGUCUGGUGCAAAAAGUUAGAAAAUAGAUGGAGCUGUCUCAACAGUUUUGACCAAGGAUGUAGCUUCCCAAGUGAUGCCCAAUCAGCAGUGUUGCAAUUGUGUUUACUGAAUAGGCCGAUUCCUAGUUGCCAAGUGCAAAAUCUUUCUUGUAAUUUCUGAACGAACUCUUAUCCAGUUCUUUUGUUAACAUGAUCCGUAUUUGUGGUCUUACUUCUCAGAUUUUUCACCUUUUAAAGUGUUUGCAAAAUGGUAUCACAGAAGCAAAUUACCGCAUAUCCAGCUUGAUGACUUGUUUUGUUGCUCGUGUGACUUUUAUUCUGCUGAGACCAGGUACAAAUUUCAACCCUUUUCAUGUUUGAGUUGCCGUACCUGUUUCUAGUUUACAACUUUAACAAUAAUUAUUUAACUUUCCUUUCUUUAUUUAUAAAAAGGUCAUCAUGUACUAAUGAUAAUUGAUUCGGUCUCUUUGUGUUUUGUAUCUUCCUUUUUGUUAAAAAGGUCAUUUUUUAAUUUUCUGUUCCCAGAGCAUCCUUUUUACCUAAUGAUGAACAGCUUUCUGCUGCAAAGACCUGCUUUGGAUAUCCGGGACUUACCUUUGUUUUAUCCCAUGUUUAACAGCAGUACAAUGCAGGUAAGGGGCAGCCUCAGUCUGAACUUUACCCCAUUACAUGAAAUACUUGGCAAGGUUUCGCUUCUGUGAGAAAGCGACGAUUAUAUUGAUUUAUACUGAGUUCCAACCCACCUCAUUGAUCCACCCAGGUCAAAUGUUGGAGACAUUUCUUGUUACGAGGCUGCCUGUGGCCAAGCCCAAUAGCAUUUUCACUGUCACGUGUCUAAAGCGUCUCUCGUUAUUGGGCUUCCUGUGGUAAAGCCCAUUUUCUGGUUUCACGUCAUCAGUUUUAUUUAGCGGGUUUCAUUAAUCAUUACUUGUGGAAACAUGUGCAAGGAUGUAUGUAGAAAUUAAUUAAGUAAUGUGAUUACCUUUGCCUUUUCCUUGAACUUCUUUCCGUGGGAAACGCACGGGUGAAAUUAUGUUGACAAGUGACAUCGACAGUAACAACAGUUUCAGUUUCCAAGCACUUAGAAUUUUUUCAGCAUUCCCUCAAAAAUUAAAUUAAGUUAACAGCAUUUUGGUAACAUCUUAAACUUAAGUACCGUAUUUUCUCGAUUAAACACCGGCCUCGAAAAAAACGCCGGGUUAAAAAAUGCCGAUUUUUUAUUAAACGCCGAGGGCGUUUUAUUGGGGCCCCGGCGUUUGGUCGAGGUCACAAGGACCAGUUUCAAGAAAAUAUUAUGUCUUGAACAGCACUGUUACGACACACCAAUUACAGUAAGUUGUUUUGGUAUGUUAAUAAACGUCCAAAGGAAAAUUAGCGGCGUAACGUAAGUAGUAUGGAUGCUGCACAACAAAAUGUACAGUACCAUAAUACUGUAACUUGUGGUAAUGUACGUACGGUUAUCAUCCGAGCAGAUCCAGGGACAGGACAAAGGGAAAAAUCGCCCCCCCCCCCCCCCCCCCCCCCAAAAAACCCCCCCGGGUCCCCCAUAUCCCGUAAAAACAAAAAACCUAAAAAAAAAAAAAAAGAGUGCCAAAAAAUUUUUCCGCGUCCCAAUGGGAAAAAAACACACACCCUCCCACAUCUUAUUACCAGCCCCAUACACCCUCCUUCCCGAAUGGUAAAAAAAUCCCAAAAAAAAAAUAGGGGCGUAACGGAAGUAAGAUGGAAGCAGCACAAAAAAAAUUACAAGACCAAAAAACUAAAACUUUUGGGAAAUUACGUACGGUUAUCCUCCCAGCAGAUCCAGGGACAGGACAAAGGGAAAAAUCGCCCCCCCCCCCCCCUCACCCCCGAUAAACUGCCCCUGGGUCUCCGAUGAUCGGUAAUAACAAAUCAACUUGAAAAAUGACAGAAAGUUGCAUGAAUAUUUUGCCGAGCUCCAGGUGGAAUAGAACUCACGACCCUCCGAGUUCUAAUUCGGAUGCUCUAACCCCUGAGCUCCUGGAGGCACUAUGGCGAGCAGGGUGAAAAAUUAAUUAUAACUCCACCAGUCAUAGAGGACUGUAUCGGGCACUGGCUCGAAAUCAGUCGUCCAUCAGCGUAUAAGAGAAAGACUGUGUCGCACUUUUAACUCUGCUCAGUCUUCCUCUGUCCUCAAAAUACAGGUAGGAAAUAGGGAUUUUAAGCAACGACAACUGCGACGGUGGUGAAGAGUGAAGUCUCCCAAAAAGUGAAAUCACGCCGUUUCAAAAUUGAUCGCUCUUAUUCCAUGUCAUUCAGUUGGUCAAAUGUUGGUGAAUUUUUCUCGAGUUGAAUUCUGAAGGGCUGUAUCUAAAUUUUAUAAAACGAAUUAGAAAAUAGUUGUCUUGUGUCCACGUCCUCGAGAAAAACGUGAAAUUAGGCAGUUAAGAAAUUUACCAAAAAGCCUGAUGCACGUGCAAAAGUUGUUGUUUUGCUAAUCGAAACGUUUUGCUUUUUUGCCGUUGUCGUUGCCAUCGUCGUCGUCGUUGUUUGAGUCUUGUCCAUAUAAUCUCUCAUAUGAUCACCUCACCUAUCAUGUAAACGUGAUCAAUUUAAAAUGAUAGAUUAUAUGGACAGGCGGGUUACCUCAUCUACUUAGGGUCCCCCAGCUCCAUGUAAACAGGCCCUAAGUCAAAGUUAAUUGUAAUUACACCAAACACCAAACCCUUUUCGCUGUCACUGAAAUUACGCCAUUACUAUUCAAGAAUGCUGAAAACUCGUAUUGAUAUCGCUUUCCUUAACAGCACGUGUCUGAGCGGUCGUGGAUGCUACAGUUGCUUGUAGAUGGAAUGAAAGACAGUCCAGAUUAUUACUUGUACAAACGACGUCACGUGAUUGAACUAGCACUUAGUUACCACGACUCACCAGUCAGCGAUCAGCAUUCUCAGGUGAGCUGAUAGGCCAGGUUCGAAUUAUCAUAAUUCAUACUUGGUUCCGAGGCUGACGGAAAUAAAACAGAAGAAAUGAAUUAUUAAUCUCUGAAUCUCAAUGAGAUUUUCUCCGAUUUAUUUCCCUGUAGAACAGUCAGUAUCAAAUUCCUCCUUGUCAUAACAACGCUUUAUAAAACAGAGUAAGAAAAUGGGAGAUAGCAGGUAUCCAACCCAGUCCGUUCGGCUCCGAAGGUUACGAGUCACUGCACGUACAAGAACAAUAGAAAUGACCUACAUCUGUGCAUUCAUUCUUACGCCGACGAUAGGAGAGCCUUACUGGCUAUAAUCCAGUAAGGGAAUACUCGUGAUGUAGCGUAAAACAAACCAGGAAUUAUUGCCUUUCACGUUUUAGAACAAUUCAGAACAAUUACUGAUAUGACCCUGAUAAAAGGAAGGUAGUGCGCGUAGUGUAACAUGAUAAAGGCCUUCCAGUUACCGGGCUUAGGCUCGUUAAUUGAUGCUGACGUAAUGCUGAUCGUCCAACCUUGGUGUUUAAUUUUCUUUGUUAUAAAUAUUUUUUACCUGAAUCGCGCGGACCGACACAGGUAUCCAUCUGUCACUCGUGUUCAGUGCCUUAAAAGUGAUCAGAAAUGUUCUUUUUUUUUUUCCUUAAAGAACCUUGUGACUGAAUUGUUGCAAUCGACUAUAAAGAUUCAUCCAGCCGCCUACGAUCUAGCCAAAAACUUUAGCAUUGUUGCUUGGAUCCAUUCUCUGUGUUACAAAAGGUAGGUGUAAUAAAUAUUUUAACUUAGUUUGUUAAGGAAGAACUCGUAUAGAGAACAGAGGAAGAAUGAAGCGUGACAUAUGUGUCCGAGAAGAUCGCGCCGAAUAGGGCUGAAUGAUUAUUUUCGUAUAUGUCCAACUUGUGUGAAUCUAAAACAAGGUGCCCAGAUCUUCAAAAUGAGGUUCUGGUUAGCGAUUGAAAAUUACUGUCUGUGCCCCUUUCUUCAUGAACUUUGCUCCACCACGCGCAGGAGUAAGAGAAUCUGCCACAGGGAAUCCAGUAUCUGAGGCUACUAUGAGAUACUAUGAGAGGGAGUGGUGAAGAAUGGGUCUUCUUUAGAAGAGAGUAGGAAACUGGGCCUAGUUACCUUUCGCAAAGACUUCUGGGAUCGUUACCCUGUAAAACUCCCAAAAGUCUUUGCGAAAGUAAACUCAACCCAUUUCGUUUUUCGGUUCUAAUAAUAGAGAGACGAUUUUGCCUCAAAUUAAAGCUUCACGGCGAAAAUAAAACGCGCACUCGAAAACGUUUACUCUAUCUAAGGUAAUGGUGUAAUGGUGAAUACAGAAUGAGUGGGGGCACUUUUUACCCUAAGAAUACAGCCGCCUAUCCUCGCUCCCCCGCGUAUAAGAGGCAGGAUUCGCAGGCUAGGCACUUCUUUUCCCAAAUGAACAUAUCUGUCAAUAAAAGUUAAUUAAAAUACGUUUUAUUCCUAUUUAAGUCCCGAAAGACUCUCCACAAGUCUAAGAUUGCUUCGCACAUUAUGGUUUACAUUGUACAAUGGAAGCCUUGAAAAAAAGAAUGAAAGUGUAGAAGGCAAUAGCGGAAAGGAAUUGCGCCAAGAAUGGAAAGCUGUUCGUCUGCCUCCAAAUGUGGCUCAGGAAUGCUUGUUAGUCUGUUGGACUAUUUUAAAGGAUCUCAGGUAUGAGAGCUGUUUAGGUACGUGCAAACGGACGUAACAACUCCCAACACUGUGUGGAGUUGUUGUGUCCGUGUGAGUGGCUAACAAUGUUAGGACCUGCAGUGCAUGGUGGGAAGUAUAUAACCCAUAAGACUUUGUGAACUCCAUGGAGACCAUGUGUAAUGCGCGUGCGUGGCCCCAACAAUUUUGGAAGAGCUGUGCAAAUGGAUCCAGCAUUGUUGCGCUACCCUUCGGUGAUCACAGAACAAAAGAAAUGUUGGGAGUUGUUGGCUGAAAAAUUUGACCGGUUUCAAACUUUGCGCAACAACACGCAACAACAUCCAACAACAUGCAACGUGGGGUAAUUGACCUAACAUUUAACAUCCAACAAUGUUGGGAGUUGAUGGUCCGUUUGCACGUAGCCUGACACAUAAACUCAGGCAAAACGUUCCUCAAAGACAGGGAGUGCAUUUGUACGAGCGUUUUCUUUUUGUUGUUGUUGUUGUUGUUGUUGUUGUUGUUUAUUCUCCUUUUCGGCAUUUUGCUGUAUUGUAAAAAUUUUACUUUUGUCAUUUAAAACUCAGUGGGAAAGCCAAAUGUAAAUAUUGAAGAAUUGACGAAGUGGAUUCUGGUGACGGAUGUAGUAAAAUGUCGUCGUCGUGGAAAUGGCCCGUUGAGAUUUCUGAUACUCAUCACAUUGUUUCCUUGAAUUUUUCCAGAUCGCGACACAAUGCAAGUGAUACUUUUACCUACUUAGAACUGCUCGCAUCCAUCACUAGUUAUCUGGCAACCACUGAGCAGUCUUUUGGCUUGUCACGUGAUCGUGUAGUGAGCUUGCUAUGCUUGUGGAGUGCGUCGUUUGAUGAGACCAUGUUUCUCAAACAGCUGCUCUCAUCCUUAAAAUUCAGUCGAGGGUGCGACAGUUCUGGCUCCAAGAACUCACCUUGCGCUGAUUCUGAUUACAGAAAAGCCAAGACAGACAGUUUAUCUUCGUUAUUAACGAUACUCACAAAAUGGAAGCCCUCUCCAGGCGAAGGAGCGAGGCAAACGGUACUCCUUGUUUGGUGGUUUGGUUUGGCGUGCUCUGCUAAGUCAUAUAUGGACCAAGAGACUGAUAACGUUUACUUUCAAAGCGGUAACAACGAUACUGGAGAUCGCCUCCUAUCACUUCUUCUUUGGUUCAGAAAAUGUAUCUUGCGGGACCGGGAAUUUCAAGAUCACUUAAUACACAACCCCACAACAGGCAAAACCCUUAUCUUGCAACUUUAUCACGUGGUGUUGUCGCAUAACAAGGCAGGCCUGUUGCAAAACACGGAGGGUCGAGGCAUUUCUUCAUAUGAAUUAGUAAAUGAAGUAAACUUGGUUUGUUUGGUUUUGUUUACUGCUGUCAAGCGCCUUCUUAAACAAAACACAAAAAGACCAACGUCAUUGCAGCCAGCAAUUUUCCAGCUUGUGUCACAGGAACCCUACAGUAGCAUUAUCAGCGAAGGGUUGGAGAAAGUGAUUCUCCCGUUACUUCCUGACCCCCGUGGAGAAAUGGAACAAGCUAGCUGCCUUCCUGUGCAAGGUGGGUAGAAUCUUUUAACCGUAAGGAAUAGGCCAUUUCCGAGUUUCUCCAAGCCUCUGUUUCAAAGCGAGGCUAAGUGCAAAGCAACUGAUGUCUUAUUGUCAUGCAACUAAAACUCAUUUCCCAAGAUGAAUUCUGCACUUAGCCUCGUUUUCAAAAAGAGGGUUUUUGGAACUCGGAAAUGGCCUAUCCUAGCGCGCUACCGACUCAGCUACUCUAUUUUUAUAUAUAAGAAUGUUGUUUUUCCGGCCCAGGCUCAACAUUCUCAUUUGUCUGCCGAUUUUAGGCUGAAAAUAUUCUUCUUGUAUUAUUCUUAAAUUAUAGCUUAUGACCUUUCCGUUUUAAAAUAUAUUGGGGGUAUGAAUUAUCGUAAGUGCAGGUUUUUUCGUUUUGUAAGCUAGUUUUGCCGUUUUGACAAAGGAUUAAGUCAAAAAACAUAUUAUUGGUAUUGUAUUUACAGAUUUCAAUACACAAAAUUAUGUCCGUUUCAAAGUCUCAGCCUGUGGUUUAUUCUUACGACAUUCUUAAAAUUUCGCAAAUUUCAGCCUCGGUAUGUUUAUAAAUAUAUUCUUACAGAGCGUAAUUAGGCAACAGGGACCUGGAUUCUGCAGAUUUGUCGCACCCUAAUUCUUUUCCCAACGUUUAUUUCAAACUAGUACUUCUCUUGUUUUGUUUCAGAUGGUGUUUUGCUAGACUUGGUCUACCUAUUCAUGCAAGACUUUUGGACGGAGAGGCCCAUUCCACGCCAAUUCCUCUCAUUCUUGCUCAGCCACAGUGACACUGGGUGCCCUGUGGUAGAUUCUCUUACCCUUGCACUUGGUGGAACAAACGUUAUAAAGAAAUGGGCACAGAAACAAGAUGUUUGA
This is a messenger RNA of Porites evermanni, 23279 nucleotides long. The record is from the annotation of a GenBank genome assembly. Lineage: Eukaryota; Metazoa; Cnidaria; Anthozoa; Scleractinia; Poritidae.